Molecule: messenger RNA, 3463 nt
Organism: Symphalangus syndactylus (siamang)
Lineage: Eukaryota; Metazoa; Chordata; Mammalia; Primates; Hylobatidae
Gene: EIPR1
Product: EARP complex and GARP complex interacting protein 1
Biological process (GO): protein ubiquitination
Molecular function (GO): protein binding
Source: RefSeq, a predicted model, not a curated record
GAGGGCAAGGGACGCUGUACUUGGAAAUGGGAACGGAGACUACACUCCAUCUAGCCUGAUUCUGUCACCCAGAGGCAAUAAGCAAGACUGUGGCAGAUGGGAAGGGUGAUAGGGAGUCGCUUAGGCUGUUUUUAUUGGCCAGCAUAUCCUAGAAAUCCGUGUUUCUAUGGAUUUGUCUUUGUGUUUAUCUGUAUUUUGUAAGUUUCUUACCAUGCACCUGCAGUACUUGUAUAAUAAAAUUCAUGAUAAAGAUCAGCGAUAGGUGGGUGGGUUUAGUCCCUAAGUAUGAAAGCCCUCUUAGCUCCACAAGUUAAUACAAGUUAAUAUCGGCAAACGGAGUGGUUGAGUAGGAUGAUUCUCAUGUCUGGGCAAUUGCUUACUUGAUUUCUUUCUUUUUUUUUUUUUGACCGACUCUGGCUCUGUCAUCCAGGCUGGAGUGCAGUGGCGCGAUCUCGUUCACUGCAACCUCCGCCUCCCGGAUUCAAGCGAUUCUCCUGCCUCAGCCUCCCGAGUAGCUGGGAUUACAGGCUCGUGACACCACACCCGGCUAAUUUUCGUAUUAUUAGUAGAGACGGGGUUUCACUGUGUUGGCCAGGCAGGUCUCGAACUCCUGACCUUGUGAUCCACCCUCCUCGGCCUCCCAAAGUGCUGGGAUUACAAGCGUGAGCCACCAGGCCCGGCCUGCUUAUUUGAUUUGUAAUGUAAUCUCUAAAAUCUCAUCCACUCAACAGAUAUUCAUCCAGCCUUAACUCAGUUGGGCGCCAUGCCCAACUGAGCAAAACCAGACCCAACCGUUUCCGUCACGGAGAUCAAUAAAGGGUAGAGGGGAAAGCUAAUCACAGAAAUGGAGGAAAGGUGUGUGGUCCUGGAAGCCGCGGUGGAACUAGGCUAGUGGCGUGGUUCAGCUAUGAUGUAUUUUGGAGUCCUUGCAAUGCCAUUUCUGCUGGCCCAAGGCCAGGGCAGGCACUUUGGGCAGGAUGCGUAAGAAGGGAGGUCUCUCCACCACAAGUCUUCAGUCUUUGGAGACCUCUAGGAACCCCAGGGCCUUCCCUUCCGACUCCCAUUCGGAGGCAUAUACUAGUCCGGGACCACCAGCGGUGCGGUGCCGGCUUUCAUAACCCCAUCCUUGGUAGUGCUUUCUUUGCCACACAGUGCUGGGCACCUGCAGAAAUGCAUUAGGCAUGGCCCUGACUUAGGGCACCUUGGGCCGAACCUAAGGGAGUCAGACAGCUCAGGUGCCCAUCCUGGCUACCCAAUGGACCAAUGCGCGCUGCGACUGUGUUACUCCACUUUGCAGCGUCUCAUCUGUAAAAUGGAAGUGUAACAGCUUAUUCAUGGGGUUGGAUGAAGCUCCUUAUGGCAGUGCGUGUGAAGUGCUGGCCCAGCGCUCAGGAUCGCCAAGUACAGUACAAAUGACAAUAUAUGGCGUCGCCCAACUACGGCGUGAGGGAUUCUUAGAUGCGAUGGUUAACUAAGGCUAAUCGCCGCUCGCUCCUGACGGCCUGCGCCCAGAGCCGGCCUCCACAGCCCGCUCCGCCCACUACCUUAUUUCCUCUGGGCGGGGUUCUCACCUCCAGGAUCCUGCGCGCUGAGAGCCCGGAUGUGAGCCUAACUGGGCAUGCUCACAAGCCAGCGCCGCUGCCAUUGGUCGCUGGUGAGGAACAGAUUGAUGACACAUCCGAAAAAUAGGAAGUGGCCACUACGGAAGCUGUUCUGGGCCAGAAAGACUGCCAGUUUGGAGUCGUUUGCUGCGGGGAGGGAAUGAAUGGGCGCUGGGAACACGCCCGCGAGGUGGGGACGCGCCGGCCGUAGCGAGCGCCUUAGCGUGUGAGUGGCCGGGGUCGGGUCGCUUCCCCGCAGCAUGGAGGACGAUGCACCAGUGAUCUACGGGCUGGAGUUCCAGGCACGUGCCUUAACACCUCAAACUGCAGAAACAGAUGCCAUUCGGUUUUUGGUUGGGACACAGUCUCUUAAAUAUGAUAAUCAGAUCCACAUCAUAGAUUUUGACGAUGAAAACAACAUUAUAAAUAAAAAUGUCCUCCUCCAUCAAGCGGGUGAAAUCUGGCACAUUAGCGCUAGCCCUGCAGACAGAGGUGUGCUGGCGACCUGCUACAACAGAACAUUUUGUUGUGUGCUAUCUCUGGAUUCCUUUGGUGCUCUUGGGAAGUCAGCUGCCCAACUAUUCAUAGCACUGGCAACCUCUUCAGACAGCAAAGUCCUGACAUGUGCAGCCGUGUGGAGGAUGCCGAAGGAAUUGGAAUCAGGCAGCCACGAGUCCCCUGAUGAUUCAUCCAGCACUGCGCAGACCCUGGAGCUGCUCUGUCACCUUGACAACACAGCCCAUGGCAACAUGGCCUGUGUUGUGUGGGAGCCAAUGGGAGAUGGGAAGAAAAUCAUUUCAUUGGCCGAUAACCAUAUCCUGCUGUGGGAUUUACAGGAAAGCUCAAGCCAGGCUGUGCUGGCCAGCUCAGCGUCCCUGGAAGGGAAGGGACAACUGAAGUUCACCUCAGGACGGUGGAGCCCACAUCAUAACUGCACCCAGGUGGCCACAGCAAAUGACACCACCCUGCGUGGCUGGGACACCCGGAGCAUGAGCCAGAUCUACUGCAUAGAGAAUGCCCACGGACAGCUGCUGCGGGACCUUGACUUUAAUCCCAAUAAGCAGUACUACUUGGCCAGCUGCGGAGACGACUGUAAGGUGAAGUUCUGGGACACCCGAAAUGUCACCGAGCCCGUGAAGACCCUGGAGGAACACUCCCACUGGGUGUGGAACGUCCGCUACAACCACUCUCAUGACCAGCUGGUCCUCACGGGCAGCAGUGACAGCAGAGUCAUCCUUUCCAACAUGGUGUCCAUCUCGUCGGAGCCCUUCGGCCACUUGGUAGACGACGAUGACAUCAGUGACCAGGAGGACCACCGCUCCGAAGAGAAGAGCAAGGAGCCCCUGCAGGACAACGUCAUCGCCACCUACGAGGAGCACGAGGACAGCGUCUACGCCGUGGACUGGUCCUCGGCCGACCCGUGGCUGUUUGCCUCCCUGAGCUAUGACGGGAGGCUCGUGAUCAACAGGGUGCCCAGGGCCCUGAAGUACCACAUCCUGCUGUGACUCCCGGGCCUGGGUUAUCCAGGUCCCAUUGGCUGGUUUCCCUCUUGGCAGAUUCUCAAACGGUCACAGCUCUUUGGAGGUGACUCGUUUUCCAGGUGGAUCCCUCUCUGGGAGAGCCGCUGUUCCCUUCCGGUAGCAGCAGCAUUUAUGAAGGGGGUGAAUGGGGCUGUUGUCGACGGCACAGCUAAUGCCCGAACCCAGCCCCUGUCGGCAGAGACGGAGCCCCACAUUGUUAUGUGAAUAACGUUUUCUGUUUUAAGGGUGUUAGGAGUUUCACUUAUUAAAAAAAUGUCCCUGCAAUAGUAACUCUUCUUUCUCUUGAGAGUAAAAAAUGAAAUAAAAUAAAUCUACGCUGCA